AUGCUCUCUUCUGCAGAACAAUUGAGACAAACAACAACGUCGUGGAAUAUCUCACGACUUCAAAUUGAUGCUACAAAAGAACAAGAUUUAUCAGACAAAAACGACGAAAUAUCAAUGAUCGAAGACAUGGAGUCGACCAUAUCUACACCAGAACGAUCCCCGUUUUCUACUGGAACUGACUAUGAAAUUUCUUCUGAAAUCGAAGAUUCAGCUGUUUGGCGAUCUCCAUUCUCGGUGGAAAAAGUAAAGACGUCGUCUCUCGUCCCCCGAAGAGCCAGCAAAGCCUCCAGUCAUGACCCCUGCUUUUUCAAAAGUGGCCAGCGUGCUUCCCGAUUCUCAUCUGACAACGACGACAAGAAGCCAGUCAUAAAGUUCCUUGGAUAUCACAACUCCUGA
Messenger RNA from Oikopleura dioica, 396 nucleotides. NCBI's taxonomy places the organism in Eukaryota, Metazoa, Chordata, Appendicularia, Copelata, Oikopleuridae. The record is from the annotation of a GenBank genome assembly.